CAGUGGGAGGAGAAGUAUUCAGGUCUUUUACUUGAGUAAGUAAAAGCAGAAGUAUAGGAAUUCUCCAUUACAAGUAAAAGCCCUGAAUUCAUAAAACAAUCUCAAGUAGGCGAAUGUAAGUAUCAUUAUCAAAAUGUACUUAAAGCAAAUGUAGAAGUACUCAUCAUGACCCAGAAUGCCAGUUUUAUACAGUACACAUUACAUUAUUUGAUUAUGGAUCUUUUAACAUCAGCCUUUUAUUGUAGCUGCUCAACAAGGAACUAAUUCUAACUACUUAAUAUUUUGUUGGGUUGUAUAAUCUACAACCAUGCAUCACAACUUGUAAGAUAAUCAUAGGUUUAAUUUGUAAAAUGUAAAUCCACUGAGCAGUAAAUAGGUCUUGCUGUCAGCAGAAGCAAAAACCAGCAUAAAAUAUAAGCAUUCAAGUAAAAUAGCACUUAACUGUACAGCCUAUUGAGUAAAAGUACAUAUACAGGCCAAACUCAGUUUUUCAUUUCAGAUCAUAUUUAAAUACAAUAAACGAAUGUUUUGUUUUUGUACCACUUGGAUGUGGUGAUUUAUUAAGCUAUAAAAAUCAUAAACAAAAUAAAAUCAAGUAAAAUCAAAACAUUACAACGUCAGUGUAGAUGUAAGAUGAAAUAUAAGUGGCAAUAACGAACCAAGAUUUCUGUGUGUAGUUGCAGAAACAAAGUGGAGAGCUGUGUGCUUAUUCAUCACACGAAGAACAGUAGGCCUCUGUGUUGAUGAGGAAGCGUUUUGCUGGAUAUAAGUUAUGGGGCAACUUCAAAGAAAUUUCCUUCACCUCAUUCAUCUUAUCUGUUGAUAGAUAUGUUAGAGGUGAGGUCCACACUGGCUCUCGUGGGUUAAUUGUUACUUAUAUGAGUAAGUUACUGGCUAAAUAAAACCACAGUCAGUGUGCCAAUAAGGCCACCGCUGACCGAGGAAUGCGCUUCGUCAUCACAACUUUCCCCUGGGGGUAAAUAAGAAGAAGGAGGAGGAGGUCUGGGAGGAAAGAGGAGGAGGGCACUUCUCAGCUGGGACUUUCCUCACCGCCCUCCAGAAGAAAAAAAAAGUUCAAUCACUGGGCACCACGCCGGAGAUGUUCCCCGGUGCCGCCACGGAGGAAGAAGAGGAGGAGGAAGAGGUAUGCGGACCUGUGCGCGGUGCUGGGGCCGCUGGGGCAGUGUCCCCCUCCGCUCGGGAGUAUUACUUCUUCUAAUCCCGCCGCUUCUCCUCGCGCUCCAGCUCCUCGUCGUCGGACCGCGGUUACCUCGAGCUGCGAGGGCGGUGGGGCUGGGGCUGGGGGUGGAGGAGGAGGAGGAGGAGGAGGGCGCGGUUGCCUUUUCCGUUAUCAGCAUCGAACCGGAGAGGAGCUCGCGCCGCUGGGGAACACCGUCCCGGCGGCGAUCGCGUCUGCAGGUUGGAUCCACAACACUGGAGGUGCAGCCGUGGGCGGCCGACAAGCCGUCAUUCACAGCAGAACUCCAUCGUAUCAUCACAUAUAUCACCAGGCCACAGCUGAACUGCUCCAAGGUUUUACCUCCAGGUCAGGCUCAGGCUUCACACCACUGGCUGCUGUGUGCUGAGGACUGGCUCCUCCCAGCUCCAGACAGACCAUGUAUUGCAUACUCCUUCAGUAUGGAUGGAAGAGAUGUAGACUUCCUCGAGACUGUGUCAGGGCUAGGAUGUGAAGUACAUAGUUUUGAUCCCAGCAACUCCAAUAGGCCCACAUCUGAUCGUCACCUUGGCAACCGUUUGGCCAGUAACCACGGCAACGGAGGUGUGGUCAGACAGCACAAGAUGUGGCUGGAGUGGCGCACUCCAAGGAAGCGCAAGCCCAAGACGAGAGGCAACCCGGGUAGUGUUUCUCAAACACUGGCAGACAUCAUGGCAGCUCUGGGACAUCGCACAGUUCACUUUUUGUAUGCUGAUCCUGCUCAGUGCCGAGUGGCGGGUUUUCCAGAACUGGAUUGAAUCAGGAAUUCUGCACAGUGUCCAUCAUCUGGUUGCCACAGUGCACUUGCAGUGGGCAGGGUUUGAGGUGGGAGGAACUGAUGAGG
Molecule: messenger RNA, 2060 nt
Organism: Lates calcarifer (barramundi perch)
Lineage: Eukaryota; Metazoa; Chordata; Actinopteri; Centropomidae
Product: probable methyltransferase-like protein 24
Exons: 5
Coding region: 1147-1974 (275 amino acids)
Source: RefSeq, a predicted model, not a curated record